Plasmopara halstedii is the source of this 843-nucleotide messenger RNA. RefSeq lists its product as uncharacterized. NCBI's taxonomy places the organism in Eukaryota, Oomycota, Peronosporomycetes, Peronosporales, Peronosporaceae. The transcript is spliced from 4 exons. The record is from RefSeq and is a predicted model, not a curated record. The coding region runs from base 1 to 843 and encodes 280 amino acids.
AUGUCCAACCAACUGCUUCAGAUUGCUGCAGUUAGUCCAUGGAGUAACAUCACGCCUGCAACACCGGUGGAAGUUAAUUUCUCUAAGAAACAGCUUCAAAAUGCCAAGGCGCUUCAUCACUCAGCACAUCCAAUUGCGACUCGAGAAAUUUCGUACGAUCCCAGUUGCCUAGCGAAUGGGAUGCUUCGCCACGACCCAUUCAGGUCACCAUACUCGAUUAUUUCAGCAGUGCCAAAAAAGCCCCAACACCUUGCUCCUUCACACCCAUCAAAGAUCGCCCACAGAGGAAGCAGCCGUGCGGAUAGACUUGAUGCAAAGCCCGUGGUCCACGCAUAUCAAAAGUUGCUAAAAGAGGUGGAAUCAAUGAAAUUUGAAGCAGCCAAAAAUGCUGAAAUACGGCAAAUGGAAGAUGCCGCCUAUCUUAUGGGACUUGCCAAUAUAUCGGACGUGAUGGUUGCCAAACAAAAGGAUCUUCUUCGCUAUUAUACAUUUAAGAAUGAAGUUGAUGUUUUCCAGCAACAUCUAGUUCCAUUUAUCUUCGGCAUUCGCUCAAAGCAUGAGCGUCAAGUCUACUCAAGCGUUAAUCGUCACUAUAAUCGUAUGAAAUCAAUUCAAGACAUGGGCAUUCAUAUAUACAAUCUUGGAGAUUACCGCUUGGAGAAGACUGAUCGAGUUAUUUCUGCUCGCACUAACAACACAUUAUACCGCCGAAUACGACGCCAAAGCGCUGCAAAGGUCGUCGACAUGGAAAACAUCCGCCCUGCGCGACAUACUUCCAAACUAGGCACACAAAUUGAUGAUAAAUUUAUUUAUCAGACACAUGAGAAAAGGAACUUUGAAUAA